CGGACAAUUUUGGUAGGUCUGACGAUGGCAGCAUUUGUAGAAGAAAAUCCCUCCACUUGUUACAAGCUUUGAUGUUACCACGUGACAAGUUCGCCUAGGCAUAGUUUUGACAAAACACCUUUUAGUGGCUCACUCCAAACGUAGUCGAGGACUGCGAAGUGCGCUCCGCUAGUGGCCGGGCUUUGUUUGGGCGUUACUCCACAGCUAUCCGGAACAACACUUGUGGACUCUUGGCCUCGGAAUUAGCCAACUUUAGCCUUGCCCAUCUGAUAAUGUUCUCAUGUGCACCGCCAGCAGUAAGUCAGAAACAUUCGAACACAAUGUUCGGUGUCACAAGUGGUGGAUACGGCACUCACGUGCGGAAUUACAGACUUUUUAAAUUAAAAAGCACCAUUAUAGUCUUAUUUGCACUACCGAUUUUAUCCUGGUGUUAUGUUUGAAAACAAAUGUUUUUGUUCGAAAGCAAAGUCUGAGGAUCCCGCCCUUGUCUGCAGGUGCGCGGCUUCCCGUGAGCGGGCCAGUGUAAACACGGGGGCUGAGCUUACGCACACGCAUUGUCCCAUCUACUCCACAUGCCCGGCUUGGCUAUGGUUGUUGGCCUUCUGAACUCAACCAGGUGUGGCGACUGAACCACUGACAUACACCUGUACAACACGGGCUUUAUUCGAUGUCGAGAAAGGCCUUUCUUGCUGCGUGCAGGCCGCAUCGGGCUGAUUGUUGUACAGACACGCCCUGCACACAUACAACACGGCCUCUCGUUACAAAAACCUGCGGCUUAUCCUGUUGCCUGACAGUAAAGCACCGGGGACCGCACGCUCACUGACAACUAUGGCACGUACAUAGCACAAAGUGCUUUCUUAUUAAUCAGAUCGGUAACCACGGAGUUAGCUGGUUAAAGUCCGCUCAAUCACGGCAAGUGCUACAGUUAAUAAGUUUGCUCAAUAUGACGAGGGUCUGUGACGGCUAGCAACCGACCGCUGCGGCGGAAUUUGCACGGGACGUUGUACACCUCCAUUGGAACACUAAAGUGCGAUGAUGGAAAGGAUAAGGGGCAGAAACAAAGGCGCUGUUUGCUCAGCGCAAGACGAAUCGGUUGUCGGUAAGCAGCUAAUGUAUGUUUUGCCCUCUGAAGUGAAUUGGACCGUCAGCAAGCCUGCGCACAGUACGUAGGUAAGUUACAGUAGAUCGAACUGUGUCUUAGCAACGGGCCGCGGACAGAUCAAUUCUCACCACUGAAGGGUCGACACCUGCGACAAAAUGAAGAUUUUCGUGGCUUUCGGGGGGCACCGAUUGUCUGUCAGGAUCAAACCGGGACUGACGAAGGCCAAAGCCAUCAAGGACAUGAUCAGGUACAAGUUUGACGUGUCGCCGACAGAGCAGGUUGUCAUCUUGUCUUUCGCCGGGUCAUCGCUGCAGGACGAGUGGGUUCUGACAGACAUCGGCGUCAGCCAGGCCUCUACCCUCAAGUGUACAGUCAAGGACGUGGACAGACCGAUCCUGUUCAUCCACUCCGUCUAUAACGGACAAACUAUCGUUAUUCUGGACGACGAGAACGUCAAACUUUACGGGACAACUGUCGGCGAACUUCGGGGACUCGUUUCCAAAAAAUGUGGUCUACCUAUCACCACUUUCCGCUUGACGAAAGACGGGGUCGGUAUGUAUGACUGCAACACUUUAGAUCAAUACAAUGUAGAGAUCGGAACUACGUUAAGACUGGAGACUUGGAAUGGCUGGAAUGACUUUCUAAAGGCCGCCGCGGACGGGAACCAGUCACUGGUUAGCCUCUACACCUCGUCGAGACCGACCGUUGCUAGGUUCCAAAACCGCGUCGCCAUGUUUAUUGCGGCGCACUUCGGACACAGCUCGCUCGCCAAGCAGUUAAUCCGGACCGGGACGCGUCCGGACGACCCUGUCGGAGAGCACCCUGCGCGGCAGUGGUGCCACACGCUGUCUCACAUCGAGAGGCUCAAGACGCCUGUGCACGAGGCGGCAGAGUUCGGGCAGUUGACAGUUCUGCGGGUCUUCCUGUUCUACGACUUCUCCUGCGUCACACAACCAGACGGCCAUGGGCUCCUCCCGCUGUCAUACUCCCUCAGGAACAAGCACAAGGAGUGCGCGUUGUUUCUGUUGAACAAGAUCAGCGUGAUUCUGAACUGUCACGGGUCGGGCAUGGUCUGCUCCAUGAACAUCUACAGAAAGAUGCGGCGAUGGGCGAACCGAGCGAGGACACGUGUUUGCCUGCUGAACGGCGUUGGCGGUGCAUUGUACCAGCGGAACCAGGACGUGUUCAAGGAGAGAGGCCUCGUAGGACAGGGUGUUAUCGUUGACGGGUUCGGCAGAAGUGAGAGGAGCGCCGUGCCAAGGUCCAAGAUGCCGCGUACUCCUGCCGACACGCUCAGGAUCGGGAUGAAUAACGUGAAAAACGUACUUGUCAUCACACCAACCAAUGGGAAAAGGCCUCGACAGGAGGGAGGUCGCUGGAAGAAGACAGGGGCGUCGAGACUCGGCGCAGGUGCGUGUAAAGAUUUCGGACCGCAUAAAGAGAAGUCAUCGCUACACUUAAGCUUACCGGGUAUCAAAAGUAGAAAGUGGAGCUCGUCUGUCAGAGGCAGCUUCAGCUCACAGAAGAGCGUUGACUGUACGGAAGUCGCCGGAGAAAGUAAAACCUUCAACGGUAACUCUCCGACCAGACUGGCGCUCCCCUCCCUUGGCCUCGACGUGACCCGCACAAACUCACGGCUGUCAGGACAGUCCACGGGUCUGCGUACGCCAAGGAGCGAAGCUCUACAAGGAAGAGAUGCUCCAAAUGUCGGAGAUCUCGUGUUCGGGAAGCCCGAGGGCAGCCACCCGGUAGUUAGGUCACGGGCCUCGCGACAGCCGCCUGAGGAUUCUCCCAGGAGGAAGACCAAACAGCCGAGUGUCAUACACCAGCUGCCGCCCAUAGCCUGCCACACCAACACGGAGUUAUCCAAGGCCUUCCGUAAUGCAUUCAGGACGAUUGAUUCCCACGAAGACGCCAAGGGCUGUUUCCAGGUCGCCGCCUCCUUUAAAGAAAUGCCUUUCCUAAAACAGAUGAAACUAGCCGCGCGCCUGACCAAACAAAGCGUCAAGAAUCAAAACUCAAUAUUACAGAAGGGCGAGGUCAGGUAGCAGACACUUUCCCGCUACCGGGGGCUGAUUGAGCUCACCGAGACCUCCGGUGUUCAUUCACCUCUAUCUCGAGAGAACCCUUUCUUAGAGUCAUCAAUAGAAGCAUCUAUAGGGGCUAUGAAAAUCAAGCCAAGAAUCUCCUGUCACUAUGGAAACCGCUUAUCCUCCACCACCAUGGUAAUAGACAGUUAUCAGCCCGACAAUAAUCGGUUCAUUUUAGCACAUAUGCAUAAAUUGACCAGUGGAGGGGCUGCGUGACUUAGCUAGGUAGCAGACCGCGUCACUCUAAAUCUGUACCGCGAACGCAAAGUCAUCCCUCGACUUAAGAAAUCCAUAACGUGACGAUGUAUUCUAUCGUCGAGACAAUCGUGUCCCGGGAGUGAUAAAGAUUAGGACAUGAAGAUGUGUGGUUGGUAGAACGGCUAACAACGUUGUCAAUCUUCACCACAUGUUCUAUGAUGUGUGUUGUUGCAUCUCGGGGUAAAUAUACAGCCGGGCUGUCGUAUCCACACAAGCCUGUAUGAAUAUCAGCAACAAAUCUUAAAAUGUAUGUUUAUUUUUCUAAAUUCUCCAUCAACGUCGAUUUGUGUUUUGAAGUGCCAAUUAAAUCAUUGAAUGGA
Branchiostoma floridae (Florida lancelet) is the source of this 3770-nucleotide messenger RNA. Its product is annotated as protein ANKUB1-like. NCBI's taxonomy places the organism in Eukaryota, Metazoa, Chordata, Leptocardii, Amphioxiformes, Branchiostomatidae. Bases 1258 to 3150 code for a protein of 630 amino acids. The transcript has a single exon. Gene Ontology annotation, molecular function: protein binding. The record is from RefSeq and is a predicted model, not a curated record.